Messenger RNA from Aphanomyces invadans, 4088 nucleotides. RefSeq lists its product as hypothetical. Gene Ontology annotation, molecular function: microfilament motor activity; ATP binding; actin filament binding. The coding region runs from base 153 to 4043 and encodes 1296 amino acids. NCBI's taxonomy places the organism in Eukaryota, Oomycota, Saprolegniomycetes, Saprolegniales, Verrucalvaceae. Gene Ontology annotation, biological process: actin filament organization; vesicle transport along actin filament. Gene Ontology annotation, cellular component: myosin complex; actin cytoskeleton; vesicle. The record is from RefSeq and is a predicted model, not a curated record. The transcript is spliced from 4 exons.
AAGGAUGUGAAAACGCACAACAUCAUUGACGUACAGGGCAGCGGACGUGUUGCGCUGCUGCGUCGAGUCGGCGACACAUCACCCAGGCAGGUGAGCCGACGAGUAGUAGGAUCUCACCGCUGUAGUGCGAUCACGGCCGCCACCACCCACCAAUGGAGACUGGUGCAGGCGUGUGGAUCGCCGACCCAAACGACAUUUGGACGGCAGCGACCGUCGUCGAACACACCAAUGCCGAUCGACUCAUUGUCAAGCGACCCGAUCAGGCGGCGACUGAAACCAUUGCACUGAUCAAAGACCGCGACGGAAUCACGACAAACGUGUUGCUCCGGAAUAGUUUGGAGGAAGAAGAGAAGAAUGAGGACCUGAUCACGCUCCCGCAUUUGCACGAAGCGUCGAUUUUGCAAGCGUUGUCGAGUCGGUAUGCCAACGAUACCAUAUACACAACGAUCGGAGACAUUGUGCUGUCCAUAAACCCGUUCAAGCCACUGCCCUUGUACGACGACUCGGUCAUGGCACAGUACGACGCGUCGCCAAAAAACAAAUUCUUCGAGCACGUGUUGCCGCCACAUUUGUACACCAUUGGGAAGCGCGCGUUCGUGGACAUGACACGGCACCACCGCGACCAAGCGAUUUUAAUUUCAGGGGAAAGCGGUGCGGGCAAAACGGAAGCGACCAAGAUCAUCAUGAGCUACCUCGCCAACAUGUCGAACGGGGGCAAGUCGUCGUCCGAGAACAGCAUCGAGUCGCAAGUACUCCAGACAAACCCGGUGCUUGAAGCCUUUGGGAACGCGCGCACUGUGCGCAACGACAACUCGAGUCGAUUUGGCAAGUUCAUCGAAGUGCGAUUUCAACAUGCCAAGAUCGUCGGCGCCAACAUUCGCACGUAUUUAUUGGAAAAGGUUCGCGUGGUCACGCAGGCGCCGCACGAGCGCAAUUUUCACAUUUUCUACGAGCUCGUGUCGACGAUCCUCCAGAUGAAUCUUCCGCCCAAGAAGCAGAUCAAGAAGCUCCGGCCGCUCCCGCUAGCGUUCGACCUGCGGAAGAAGGCCACCGAGUGGCACGUCCUGGACCUGGACGCGUAUAACUUUCUUAACCAGAGCGGGUGCAUGGCUCGGCGCGACAAUGUCCUCGACAUCGACCAGUUUCCGAUCACGAUCCAAGCCAUGCUGGACACAGGCAUGUCGUCCGAGCACGUCGAGCAGGUUCUCGCUCUCAUCGUGGGCGUGCUGCACUUGGGCAACAUCUCGUUCGACUCGACGGACGAAAACGACGCGGCCAUGCGCAGCGCAUUCAUUGCGUCGGCGUCGGAGCCCCACGUGAGUGCCGCCGCCAAGUUGCUGCAAGUGCCGUCCAAGCAUCUUCAGACCGCCCUGACGAAACGUUCCAUCACGACGAACGGCGAGGUGUUUGUGAUGGGGAUGAGCUUGAUGCAAGCACGACACACGCGCAACGCGCUCGCGAUGGAAGCAUACCGAUCGCUGUUUGAGUGGCUCGUGCGGCGGGUCAAUGGAUCGAUCCAUCCACCGGACCACGCAGACGCCGGCGCCCGCAUGCACUUGAUCGGGCUCCUCGACAUCUUUGGGUUUGAAAUCAUGGCCAUGAACUCGUUCGAGCAACUCUGCAUCAACUACGCAAACGAGACGCUCCAGCAACAAUUCAACUCGUACGUGUUCAAGACGGAGCAAAAGCUGUACGAGGCCGAGCACAUUGCGUGGGAGUUUAUUGCUUUCCCGGACAACAUCCCGUGCAUCGAAUUGUUUGAGAAGAAACCGAUCGGGCUCUUUUCGUUGCUCGAUCAAGAAUGCCGCGUGCCCCAGGGAAGCGACAAGGCGCUGGCCGCCAAGUACUACAAAGCGUUUGUCGACGACCCGCACCCCAUGUUCCAUGCGUCGAAAGCUCACGUUCGGGACGGGCAAUUCACAGUCCUCCACUACGCCGGCCCGGUCAAUUACUCGGUCGACGGAUUUCUCGACAAAAACAAGGACGCGUUGCUCGACUCGCUCGUCGAGUUGCUCCAGAACUCGGAGAGUUUUAUUUUGCACGAUAUUUAUCACGCCGCGUCGAAACAAACGGCAACGACAAAGCGCCGGGCCGCGCUCCACUCGUCGAUCGGGUCGGUCAACGUGGCCGAGCAAUUCAAGGCCCAGCUCACGGAACUCGUCGCCACGAUUGAAAAGACCGCGCCGCACUACGUCCGGUGUCUCAAGCCGAAUGACGCCAACAGACCCCACACGUUUGACCGUGUUCGGAUGGUCGAACAGCUCCGAAGUGGCGGCGUCCUCGAAGCUGUCAAGGUCGCGCGCGCUGGGUUUCCCGUGCGGUUGACGCACAAAGAGUUCAGGGUCGGGUAUGGCCGGCUCGUGGCGCCAUUGACGACGCCGUCGAUCCGCGACUUGAUUCAAGCCGACUCGUUCCCCGUCCUGGGGGAAUUCUUGCAUGUUUGCCAUGCGCUGCUGGCCAAAAGGCCGGGCACGACCCCCCACCAUGCCCAUGUCAGCUUGGGGACGACCAAAGUGUUUUUCCGCCGGAAAGCGUUCGAAGACGUGGAAACACUCAAACGACGCAUCUACUCGCACUCGGCGGUGCAAGCGCAGCGCCUGUUUCGAGGGUUUGUCUGCUAUAAAGCGUAUCGGCGACUGCUGCGCGCGGCGCUCGUCGCGCAGUGUGCGUACCGGGUGCAUGUCGCGUACGUCCAACGCAUGCACCUCAAGCGAACGGCGGCGUCCAUCGUGCUGCAGACGUGGACGCGUCAAGUCGUUGCGCGCCACGCGUUUACGUCGUUCCGUCAUGCGGUCGUCGUGCUCCAGUCGAAGCACCGGCAAGUGGUGGCGAAACGUGUGGUCCAGGCGCGUCGCGAACACGUGCAUGCGAUUCAACUGCAGAAAACGGUGCGCGGGUUCUUGGCCAAGCGGCAGUUUGCACGGGCACGACAGCGUGUGGUUGCUGUGCAGUGCCACUGGCGGCGCCGGCACGCCCGCCGGUUGCUCGCCACGUUGCGCGCCGAAUUUCGCAACGUCAAAGCGCUGCAAGACGACAAGCGGAAGCUCCAGGAAGAGCUCAAGCGCGUCGAGAAGGAGCUGAGCGAAAAAGCGGCGCUCGAGGAAGCAAAUCGGAAGUUGCAGCUCGAGCUCGACAUGAUGCGGCAAACGCUGGAGCGGGUCCGUUCUUCCAGCGACUUUGAUGUGGUGACCGAGGCCGGCGAACCGACGGGGUUCAAUGGCAAGACGAACCCAACGUCGCGGGUGCGAACUCGCCGACCGCCCAUUGGCAUCGUCACCAGCAAGUCCCGAUCGAAUACGUUUUCAGCCAACACCAAGUACUACCGGCGGGACUCGAAGGCGGCGCAGCAGUUCCAGGCGGACAAGAUGCACGAGGAGUUGUUGGAUAGCCACAACUCUGUGGCGCCGACGCCGCCGCCGCCCGUCGACAUCUUUUCAGAGCUCAUCCACAACGUGAGAAGCGUGUUUGACAACCAAGUGAACCAAGUGCUGUCCAAGCCGCCACUGGCCAAGCCCCCUGUCGACGGUGGCGGGAUUCCGACCCUCGCGCCCCGACCAACGAUCAGCAAAGGACGGAGCCGCACGUUGUCGCUGGACCCAGAGAUGACAAUUCCUGAAAACCAGGAAGAUUACAGCUACGAAGACAUGCUGAGGGAGCAUGGGAUCCUCAUGCCAGUCAGCGACGAUGUCCAAGAAGCCCAGAGCAUCAUGGAGCAGCGAUUCCGUGCGAUGAGUGCGUCGUCUCGAAGGCGCAGCGACUCGAGCUUUUCCGCCGUGACGUCCAUAACGGGGCGCGACGUCGCACGGUGGAGCAAGGACUCGCGAUGCAAGGAAUGCAAUUGUGAAUUCAAUCUGUUUGUGCGGCGCCACCACUGCCGCCACUGUGGAUUCUCGUUCUGCUUUGAGCACUCGACACGGCGGGUCGCGCUCCCGUCGCAGGGGUACAAGGACCCCGUCCGCGUCUGCGACGAUUGCUUCGAGUGGGUGACCAACUUCAACGAGCAAUUGAUGUAUCUCGGCGAGGACGAGAUUUAUGACGCAUGAUAAUUCACCAUAUUUGCUGGCACGUUCGGCCUUGUCGACGUGGAG